AUGACUUUGUUUGUGAUGUUCUACUUCGUUGUGGUCGUGGCGCUCUACAUUACGCCAUUCAAGAUGGUGGUUCUAGUUGCUGGGUUGCUUUGGCUAAGGCAUCCCAAUUUUCGAUGCAAGUUUCCUUUAGUUCCAAGUAAUUUCUUUAGGAGGCUGUCGUCCAGAGCUGAUAGCAUGCUGUGA
Messenger RNA from Linum tenue, 183 nucleotides. The record is from the annotation of a GenBank genome assembly. NCBI's taxonomy places the organism in Eukaryota, Viridiplantae, Streptophyta, Magnoliopsida, Malpighiales, Linaceae.